Beauveria bassiana ARSEF 2860 is the source of this 1119-nucleotide messenger RNA. RefSeq names its product hemolysin-III family protein. Gene Ontology annotation, cellular component: membrane. The transcript has 5 exons. The coding region runs from base 1 to 1119 and encodes 372 amino acids. NCBI's taxonomy places the organism in Eukaryota, Fungi, Ascomycota, Sordariomycetes, Hypocreales, Cordycipitaceae. The record is from RefSeq and is a predicted model, not a curated record. Gene Ontology annotation, molecular function: signaling receptor activity.
AUGGCGUCCUCUCCCCGACUCCGAGUUCCGCCCAAGGAGCCAGAGGCGCGAAAAGGGCGGGGAAUGGAGGACAACGCACCCGGGUCCAGGUCCGGUGAGGCAGGACGUCCGGCUCUUCUCUCAUUCGAUGAGAUGCCGGAAUGGUUUCAACACGACAACAAUGAGUGGAUUCUUCAUGGUUACCGGCCUAUAUCGGGCUCGGUUCGCGCCUCCUUCCGCAGUUGGUGUUACCUCCACAACGAGACGGUUAACAUCUAUUCCCAUCUCAUUCCGGCCGCUGUCUUCCUCCUCGGCGAGUGGUUCAUCUUGCAGUACCUUGCUAGCAAAUAUUCCAGAGUUACCAGCACUGAUUUUGUUGCUUUUUCAUUCUUUAUGCUUACGGCGACCAUUUGCUAUGCAUUAUCGGCUCUUUAUCAUACUUUGAUGAACCACUCUUGCACCGUGGACCAUUUCUGCCAUAGAUUAGAUAUGCUUGGUAUAGGGGUCUUCAUAGUCGGUGACAUUAUCUUGGGAGUAUACAUAAUCUUUCGGUGUGAGACUACGCUCCGCAAUAUUUAUUGGUCUAUGAUUGGGGUUUUCGGGGCAUUUACCAUCUUUACGAACGUCCAUCCGAAGCUCCAGAGCCACAAGUAUCGCUCAAUGCGAACACUAGCGUUCGUGGCGACUGGCAUGUCCGUCGUGGCGCCCUUGAUUCAUGGGCUCGACAUGUUCGGGCUAGACUUGAUGAACAAAAAGGCCUUCACCUAUACUAUGGUGGCAAAAGUAGGCUGCCUUCUAUCUGGUACCGCGCUUUAUGCAAUGAGGUUUCCCGAAAGUUGGUGGCCUGGCAAAUUCGACAUGUGCAGCUCCCAUUCAUUUAUGCACUUCCUGGUGGUCUGCGCCGCUGUCAUUCAGAUGAUAGGAGCCUCUAACCACCGGAACGAGAGGCGGCCGUCUAAGCUUGGUAGUGCUGGUGGAGAAUCUGGCAGCAGGCCACUUUUAGGAGCAGGAAUGUUGACAUUCACAACGAAGGGGAUAAUGUUCACCCUAGGGGCCAAGAUUCGCAGCAAUGUAUAUGCCUUGCCGGCUGCUGGUGCCCUCCUAGCCUCCCCUCCUGUUGCCUCGAAUAACCUGCCCUAA